Molecule: messenger RNA, 4956 nt
Organism: Caenorhabditis angaria
Lineage: Eukaryota; Metazoa; Nematoda; Chromadorea; Rhabditida; Rhabditidae
Source: the annotation of a GenBank genome assembly
AUGUAUAGCAGCAGUUCGAGUUUUUCAGUCAAAUCAUUUUCCAGUGAUACUACUAUUCAUAAUGCAUUCAGACAGGUACGCUACGUGACCCAAAUUUGAAAUGUCUAAUGUUCCUUCAAAAAACCCUCAUUUUUCAUUUGAAAGAGCCUGGAAAAUCAUGAUUUAUACAUGUUUUUGUAGCUGGCAAGCUCCAAAUCCCUUUUGUAACAUGCACUUUUGCAGAAAACCCCCAGCAAAUCCCCACGUCACUCAAUAACCCCGAAAAGACAUGGCAAAUAUGUGAAAGGCAGCAAGCGCGCUCCACUGCAAACACAUCCAACGGUUCGUUUUUCUUUUUUUUCUUUUUGCUUUUUUUUCGCUUUUCGCCUCAAAAACAUUGAAAAUAGUGAAUAAUUUUGCAGAUGGCAUUAUUCCGGACGUUUUUCGGAGGUCCGAGUAAUGAUCGGGAAGAGGAAAAUGGCGCCGAAUUGGUGGAAACGUUUGUGGAACGCGUGGAAACUUGUAGUGCUCCGGAAGAUCGACGAGACGCUUUGAGAGCUCUUAGAAGUUUGGCAAAGGUGAGUGAGCAUGAAUUUUUUAUUGUUUUUGUGUUCUACAAGGUUUGUUUUCUAUAUUUUCAUGUGUUUUUCGCAGAAAUAUCGUCUUGCUGUUGGAACAAUGGGUUUAAAUGCCUAUCUUGAUAUUUUGGAGAAAGAUCGAAUGAAUACCGAAGCUAUGACUCUUGUUUUGGACACAAUGUCUGCUGUUUUAUCAACUGAAGAUGAAAGUUCGGAAGAAGAUGAAUUGGGCGAAAGAUUGGCUGAAAUUAUGUUGAAAAGAGCUGGAUUCAUUGCAAGUGUUCUCGCUGCAAUCGAUCAAUUUGAUUUUGGUGUUCGUCGAACUGGUGUUCAACUUUUAACAAGUCUUCUAAGACAUCGUGGACCUGAAGUUCAAACCGCUGUUAUGAAUCAACCAAUGGGAGUUUCGAAAUUGGUUGAUAUUGUUCAUGAUAAUCGAGAGAUUAUAAGAAAUGAAGCGAUUUUGAUGCUUUGCGAAUUGAGCCGCUCGAAUUCGCAAAUUCAACAACUUUUAGCUUAUGACAAUUUAUUUGCGGUUCUUCUUGAUGUUAUUGAAACUGAGCCAUUGGAUAGUAUUGUUAUUGAGGAUUGUCUUUUUGUGAUUUUGAAUUUGUUGCGCAAAAAUGCCAUGAAUCAACAAUUAUUCAGAGAGAAUAAGUGAGAUUUUGGGACUGCUUAACUUUUUGGGACUGCUUAUUUAUCUCUCUGCAUGCUAAUCUACGAGAGACGCAGAGAAGCAGAGCAAUUUUGUAUCUGCUUCUCCUUGGGACUGCUUAACUUUUGGGACUGCUUAUCUCCUUGGGACUGCUUAACUUUUUGGGACUGCUUAUUUAUCUCUCUGCAUGCUAAACAACGAGAGACGCGGAGAAGCAGAGAAAUUUGGGACUGCUUAUUUUUGGGACUGCUUAUCUCCUUGGGACUGCUUAUUUCUAAAAUAUAUAUCUAUACAAAAGUUUGUAUCUUUCAGCCUAAUUUCACGACUUGGUUUGAUUUUGCACACAUUCCUCUAUGGACAUGAAGAUCAAGAGGAAGAAAUGGAUACGGCUGAAUGGGCAAAACAAAGAACAGCAAAUGUCAUAUUUUUGCUGCAAAUUAUUCGAGCACUUGUGAGCACUGAGAAUACUUCGCAAAAUGUGCAUGCCGCGCAAAAAGUUCUCUAUCAAUCAAGUGAGUUUUUGAAGAAAGUUGUGAAUUUAAAUAUAAAAAUUGUUUUUUUCCAGAAAUUCUUGCUGAAUUAUGUCGAAUUCUUCUCUCCGAAGUUGGAUCUUCUGUUGAAAUCCUCACUGAAUCUGUUAUCGUUGUAGCUGAAGCGAUUCGUGGGAAUUACACGAAUCAAGAAUAUUUUGCCAACACCGCGCUCGCCGCACCGGAAAACAAUUCUCAACAACCCCGCUCCUCACUUCUCGUAUUGCUCAUCUCAAUGACAACCGAAAAACAACCGUUCAAACUUCGUUGCGCGGUUUUCUAUUGCUUUUUAUCGUACUUGUUCGAUAAUGAGUUUGGUAAAACGAAGAUUAUUGAAACACUUUUACCACAAUCUGGACAGAAGGAGGAGAGUUUUACGACUGGCGGAUUGAUUUGUCAGGCGGUUUCGUCUUCGGAAGCACUGCAAGUAUGGUUUGGUAGUACUGUGCUUUUACAUUGCUUGUAUCAAGUUGAUCAUUUGAGGUUUGUAUUUUUUGUAGGAGACGCAGAUACAAAAAUAAGCAGUCCCAAAAAUAAGCAGUCCCAAAAAAUAAGCAGUCACAAAAAGUUAAGCAGUCCCAAAUUUCUCUGUUUCUCUGCAGUCUCUCGUUGAUUAGCAUGCAGAGAGAUAAAUAAGCAGUCCCAAAAAGUUAAGCAGUCCCAAAAUAAGCAGUCCCAAAUUUCUCUGUUUCUCUGCGUCUCUCGUUGAUUAGCAUGCAGAGAGAUAAAUAAGCAGUCCCAAAAAUAAGCAGACACAAAAAGUUAAGCAGUCCCAAAAGUUAAGCAGUCCCAAAAAAAUAAGCAGACCCAAAAAAUAAGCAGUCCCAAAAAGUUAAGCAGUCCCAAAAAAUAAACAGACACUAAAAUAAGCAGUCCCAAAAAAUCUAUCGCCAUUUGAGGUCUCGCAGCGAAUUUCAAACCGAAAAUUGUUGUCUGCUUCGUCUUCUCGAUAUUUUUCCCCAAAUCCCCACAUUUUUUUUUGUUUCAGCGAACAACUUCUUCGAGUUCAGCUAACUGUUGCAAAUGGUGAACCGGCACUAUCUCUUAUCUCCCACGUGUCUCAAUUAGUCGUCUCAAUGGGCAAUCGACGACCACAAAUGAGGGCGGGAUUGUUGAUGUUGCUUGGCACGUGGCUUGUGAAUUGCCCGAAAGCGGUGGCGAUUUUUAUGGAGAAAGGAGGAGAAUUUGCAAUAUUUGACGACGAAUAUUGGUGAGGGUUUUGAGAAAAUUAUGAAAAAUUCCUAAAAAUAGGCAGACAAAGUUAACACAAAGUUAAGCAGUCCCAAAAAGAUAAGCAGUCCCAAAAAGUUAAGCAGUCCCAAAAAGUUAAGCAGUCCCAAAAAGUUAAGCAGUCCCAAAAAGUUAAGCAGUCCCAAAAAGUUAAGCAGUCCCAAAAAAUAAGCAGUCCCAAAAAAUAAGCAGACCCAAAAGUUAAUUUUUUUCAUCAAACUAGACAAUAGUUGAACUAAGCUAAAUCUAAGAUUUGAUAACUAUUGGAAUUUUUUCAAGAUUAGAAUCGAAUCAUUUUUUGAUAAGCCAAAAAAUCCCAAAAUAUUUUUUAAAACCAAAAAUUAUCGAUUUUUUGCAGUUGAUGAAUGUGGCGAAGGAAGUGAAAGUGAACAACAAGCACUUCGAGGUCUUCUCGCAUUUGUUCUCCUCGCUUGCCUUAAAAAUCUGGAAGAUAAAGAUGCUCGAACAUCAAUGGAAGCAUUGAUUGAAAGAAGAGUUGGAAAAGAAGUUGUGCUAAGUGCAUUAGAAGGUUUAUCUCGAACUGAGCAAUUUGUAAAAGCCGCACAAAAACCACAACCAAUUGCGAAACUCGGUCAAGAAUUGUUUCUCGAUUUUUAUUUUGUGAAGCUUUUUAAAUCACUGGAGGGAACUUUGAUCAAACAACUUCGACCGAAUGGAGAUUUUAAUGGAACAACAAAUAAUGAUAGUAUUAUACAAUCGUUUAAGGAAUUGAUUAAAAGGCAAGAUGAAGAGAUUGCAAUUUUGAAGGCGGAUGCGAAAAGAACGAAUUUGGAGGUGGAAAAAUUGAAAAAUAAUGAGAAAUAUGAGAAAGAAGUUGAGGAUUUGAGAGAGAAAUUAGAGAAAAAUUGUGGAAUUCAUGUGCAAGUUGAGACAUUGAAUAGUCAACUCGCGGAAGCGCAAAGAUUGACGCAACAAUGGUUUGCGGAAGCGGAAAGGUAUAAACAAUGGGCGGCACAAUGGCAGAAUUAUCAACUGGGACAAUUGCCGAAUGGUGCGGAGGUUGGAAUUGGGCAAUUGCAGCAGCAAAUUGGGGAACUUGAGCAGCAGUUGGGAUUUGGAUAUCAGGCUUUUGAACAACAAUCGCAAACGGUGGGCAUUUUUGUGGGGGAAAUUCGAAUUUUUGAAAAAAAUGCAGAAAAAUGACCAGAAUCCGAGGUUUUUUGGCCAAAUUCUGACCGAUUUUUGACUUGAAUUCGUUUUUCAGGCAAAAAUUGACCAGAAUUUCCUCAAUCGGAGGUUUUUUUUUGGCCAAAUUUUGAACAAAAACUGGCCAAAACUGUGGUUUUAUCAAAAAUUGCCCGAAUUUUGAGUUGAAAAAUGCAAAAAUUUUAUUUUCAGUCAAAAAUUGACCAGAAUUUCCUCAAUCCGAGUUUUUUAGAAUCAAAUUUCGAACAAAAUCUGGCCAAAACAGUGAUUUGAUGAAAAAAAUGGCGGAAUUUUGACUUCAAAAAUGCAGAAUCUUGUUUUUUAUUCGAAAAUUAACCGAAAUUUCCUCAAUUCAAGUUUUUUUGGCCAAAUUUUGAACAAAAUCUGACCAAAAUUGUGAUUUGAUUGAAAAAUGGAUGAAUUUUGAGUUGAAUCUGGAUUUUUCACAAAUAAAAAUCCCGAAAUUCUCGAAAAACGUCCAAAAAUGGUUAGAGAUAAUGUAAGAUUGAGAGAAAUUGUAUUUUCUGUCUACAUUCUCUCAUUUUCACGUUGUCUCUAACCUAAACAUUGGAAAAAUUAUGUUUUUUAUUCAUUAAAAAAAUAGUUUUCCUCUACAGAUUCUCUAUUACACGACUGAAAAUGCGCAACUCAAAGAAUCUCUCCAAAAAACCGAAAAUCUUCUCGCUGAAGCAAAUCGAAAAUUGGAAGAACAAUCACAAAAACCAACUUUCAAAUGGUGUCAUCGCAAAUGGAAAAGUAAACAAAUUAUUGAUUUUUCGCCCCAAAAUAAUUUUCAAAAUAUUUUGCAGCCUGCUGA